This is a messenger RNA of Mesorhabditis belari, 1239 nucleotides long. NCBI's taxonomy places the organism in Eukaryota, Metazoa, Nematoda, Chromadorea, Rhabditida, Rhabditidae. The record is from the annotation of a GenBank genome assembly.
AUGACGACAGGUGAAAAAGAGGAACCGAUUAUUGAAACGCCGAUUCCUGAUCCAUCCUUUAUUCUUGAAACACCGAUGAAAUGGGAAAUUGUGGAAAAGGAUUUGCAAAAGCACUUCAACACCGAUGCAAAAUUUGGCGUUAACAAAAGUGCGCAAAAGUUUGGGGUGAACCAGGGAUAUGUUUCGAAAAUAGCACUCGUUGAUUUCGAUUGGACAAAAGAUCAAGAGCGGCUCCCAAAAAAGGGAAUCAUAAAGAUCACUGAUGUGUCUGGGCUUCGUGACAUGUGCGAAUUAGUGCUACAGAAAAAGUUUGAAGAUGUGGAGAAACAAGCGGCUGAAAUUCAUGACAAUGAAAUGAAGAUCUAUUUGCUGAUGAGAGACCAAUGGAAAUGCGAUCGUGAGCUCCGAAUGCCGCUUUUUUACAGUGGACGAGCUUUUGGUGAAGAUGGCGUUAAAGCUGGAUAUAUUGCAUUGGAGUUUAUCGAUGGGGGAAUCGUUCGUCACGUCUAUCACAAUGUUCAGUUGGAAUCUUGCGAAGAUGUUUUCAGGAUUUUAGCUAAACUAGGAGCAAAAGGUCUUCGAGAUCAAAAAACUGUCGAAGAAUAUAAACUCGAGUUUAUUGUCCAAAUGUUUAAAGACGCUUUUUCUGUUGAGAAAGUACGAGCCGGUCUCCCAUCGCUCACCAAGUAUGCCCCCAACAUGGAGCAACAUCUCGAUUUCAUCUCCACAAAGCUCGAAGCUCUCGCUGAUAUGGAUAAUUAUCAGAAACUUCUAGAUGAAAGUUGUCCAAUCAAAAUGCUCUGUCAUGGGGAUCUUUGGACAGCGAAUGUGAUUUGGGAGAAAGAUCAAAACGGACUUUAUCGCCUCAAAAAGCUCAUCGAUUGGCAGCUGCCUCACGCCGGAUCUCCGGUCGGAGACAUUGUGCGCUUUUUGAAUAGCGCUUUAUCGGGAAAGGUGAAGCAUGAAAACCGACAUCGUCUUAUCCAACUUUAUUACGAUACAUUGGUGGCUGAGUGUGGGGACGAGGUGAAAGUGCCAUUUACUGUAGAAAUGUUGAACGAAGGCUACGAAAAAUUGAUUCCAAUUGUCACGAUUCCUGUGCUUCCAUUUUUUGCUGGAAUGAUCGAGAUGAUAUUGAAAACUGUGCCCGAAGACGAAAAACAAGAAGCCGAAGAGGUUUUCCUUGACAAACUUCGGACCUCAAUUGAAGAAGCCGUUGAAUACACCAGGAAAUGGUAC